AAAAAAAAUAUAUUCAAGGAGCCAUAAACAGAAAAUAAUUUGAUCCAGCUCUCGGACAUGGGCAGUAACGUCAAGUCCCAGCUGAUGCUGCUCACAGCCUCCAAAGGCGUUUCCUGAUUGGUCAGUUCAAGCAUCCCGCCCUGAUCUUCCUCUGUGCUGACCAAUGGCAUCACUUCCUUUAACUUAGAGUCUCAAACUAGGAUGCUAUUGGCGGAAAGGAACAUUUCCCGCGUUAUUCAGUGUUAGUACAGGUUUGGCGCCCUCUAGCAGCUCCAGCACAGACUUGCUGGGUAGAUCGUCCUUCUUGCUCCGGACUUUUUGGACUUUGAACUCUUUGAAAUGGUGCGGCCGCAGGAGAAGAUGUGGUCAAAGAUGUACGUCCUCAAGAGAGAUGGGCGUCAAGAACCUGUCAUGUUUGACAAGAUAACCUCCCGCAUUCAGAAACUUUGCUAUGGUCUUAACAUGGACUUCAUUGACCCGCCUGCAAUCACCUUGAAGGUGAUCAAUGGACUAUAUACGGGAGUCACGACGGUGGAAUUGGAUAAUCUUGCGGCCGAGACGUCGGCAACCAUGACCACGAAGCACCCUGACUACGCUGUUUUGGCGGCAAGGAUUGCCGUCUCAAAUCUCCACAAGGAGACCAAGAAAUCUUUCAGUGAGGUCAUGGAGGAUCUGCGUAACAUGACCAACAAGAAAACUGGAAUGAAGAUGCCUAUGAUAGGUGAAAGCUAUUACAAAAUCAUCAUGGACAAUGCUGAUAAAUUGAACUCUGCCAUUAUCUAUGAUAGAGACUUUUCAUACAAUUACUUUGGAUUUAAGACUCUGGAGCGCUCGUAUUUGCUGAAAAUUGAUGGGAAAGUUGCUGAACGUCCGCAGCAGAUGUUAAUGAGGGUGGCAGUUGGCAUUCACGGAGAAGACAUUGAUGCAGUCAUUGAGACUUACAACUUGCUUUCCGAGAAGUGGUUUACUCACGCAUCCCCGACACUUUUUAAUGCCGCUACAUGCCGGCCACAACUGUCCAGUUGCUUUUUGUUGACCAUGAAGGAUGACAGCAUUGAAGGCAUUUACGACACACUAAAGCACUGUGCACUCAUAUCAAAAUCUGCCGGUGGAAUUGGUCUGAAUGUGCAUUGUAUCAGAUCGAUGGGAAGCUAUAUUGCUGGAACUAAUGGUACCUCCAAUGGUUUGGUGCCUAUGCUGCGAGUAUAUAACAAUACAGCACGUUAUGUUGACCAAGGAGGUAACAAGAGACCAGGUGCAUUUGCUAUAUAUUUGGAGCCCUGGCACCCAGAUAUCUUCGAUUUCCUUGAUCUGCGCAAGAAUACUGGCAAAGAUGAACAAAGGGCUCGUGAUCUUUUCUACGCCUUGUGGAUUCCAGACCUUUUCAUGAAACGUGUGGAGGAGAAUGGAGAUUGGAGCCUAAUGUGUCCUCAUGAGUGCCCUGGACUACAUGAUAGUUGGGGUGCAGAGUUUGAGAAACUUUACAUAAAAUACGAGAGUGAAGGUCGUUUCCGCCGCAAAGUGAAAGCACAGCAGCUGUGGUAUGCUGUCAUUGAGUCGCAGGUGGAAACUGGAACCCCUUACAUGCUUUACAAGGAUGCUUGCAACAGUAAGAGCAAUCAACAGAAUCUUGGGACAAUAAAGUGCUCAAAUCUUUGCACAGAGAUUGUGGAAUAUUCAUCACCAGAUGAGAUUGCAGUGUGCAACUUGGCAUCCAUUGCUCUCAAUAUGUAUGUUAACCCAGAUAGAACUUACAACUUUGCCAAGCUGAAAGAGGUCACCAAGGUGGUUACCAGAAAUCUGAACAAGGUAAUUGAUGUGAACUUCUACCCAGUGGAGGAGGCCAAGCGUUCCAACAUGCGUCAUCGUCCGAUUGGCAUUGGUGUUCAAGGUCUCGCCGAUGCUUUCAUUCUUAUGAGGUAUCCUUUUGAUUCUGAAAAAGCCAAGUUGUUAAACAAGCAAAUAUUUGAAACCAUCUACUAUGGAGCUAUGGAAGCAAGUUGUGAACUUGCUGAAAAGGAAGGCCCAUACGAGACAUAUGCCGGAUCCCCCGUCAGCAAGGGAAUUUUCCAGUAUGACAUGUGGAAUGUAACACCCACAGGUCUUCACAAUUGGGCUGCACUGAAGGCUAAGGUUGCAAAACAUGGUGUCCGAAACUCUCUGCUGGUUGCUCCCAUGCCUACUGCUUCCACUGCCCAGAUCCUUGGAAAUAAUGAAGCUAUUGAGGCAUAUACUUCCAAUAUAUACACUCGUAGGGUUCUCUCUGGAGAAUUUCAGAUUGUAAACCAUCACCUCUUACGUGACUUGACAGAACUUGGAUUGUGGGACGAUGAAACUAAAAAUGAGUUGAUUGCCAAAAAUGGUUCUAUUCAGGGUAUCGAAAAGAUUCCUGCUGAUCUUAAAGCACUAUACAAGACAGUGUGGGAGAUCUCCCAGAAGGUUGUCAUUCAAAUGGCAGCAGAUCGUGGUGCCUUCAUUGACCAGAGUCAGUCGCUGAACAUUCACAUUGCAGAACCAAAUUAUGGUAAACUGACAUCCAUGCAUUUCUAUGCUUGGAAAUUGGGAUUAAAGACCGGGAUGUACUAUCUGCGUACUAAACCUGCUGCUAAUGCUAUUCAGUUCACUGUUGAUAAAUCUAAGCUGAAGUCGUCUACUGCUGCCAGCAGUGAAUCGAAUGGAACAACAAAUGGAAUAAAAAAUGAAGGAUUACAGAACAUGGCAGCUAUGGUGUGUUCUCUUGAAAAUAAGGAUGAAUGCCUCAUGUGUGGAUCAUAAGACUGGGUUUUUAGGGGAGGGGGGAGGGGUGUAUGGAUUGGUGAAUUGUGUGUAGGGAGGGGCAAGUAGGGUGUGUAGGGAGGGGCAAGUAGGGUGGUCAUAAGGAUUAGUGCAUAAAGUUUGGAUUAUAAAAAAUAUAAUGAUUCAUAGUUUAGAUCUUGUGCUGAGUUUUUCAUGUUUAAUAUCUUGUUUGGUUCUUAUAAUGACUGUUCAUAAUUACUGUAAUAUAUUUGUGUACUAUAUGCUUUUAAUAAUUUUUACUUUGUCUCUAGGGGACCAUUUUUUUCUUUUUCUUAGUUUAAUAAGUGCUUUAUUUUAAGGAUUUUUUAAUUGCUUAAUUUUUUUUAAGUUGUGCAUUCACACAUGUGCCUUAUGUAGUAGUACAACACAACCGAGAGCUUACAUAUCACUGCCACUUUGUACAUAUUUUAGUAUUGUACUCUUUUUUACCAUUUAAUUUCUUUUAUGUAACAUAUUUCUUCUUAAUACAGUAUUGCUUGUUUGUAUAGAAAUUGGUAACUGCAAAAGUAUAUUAGAGAAACUGAUGGGCUUACUUGCCUAUUUGUAUCCUUAUUUGGGAAAUCUUCUUCUAGACAUUAAAAUCUUGGUGCUGAAAUUUAAAUCAUAAAUGGACUAGUGUGUGAGGCAGCACAAAUUGUGCUGCAGUGUGCAUGGUCAAAGAAAACUACCAUUGAUGGAAAAUAAUGUUUUUUUCCCAUGGUAGUGUUUCUAUACAUGGCUCAAUUCCUGUUGCCACCAGACAUGAUUUCUAAUCACAUUCUUGUUACAUUUGUCAUUAAAUUUACCAAUUGAUUUUGUCUGCAAGUGUGAAUAUAGAGUUGCAUCAGGUACACUAAGUGUAUUGCAUUUGGGAAUAUUUCUUGAGUGUGAUUUGUAUUAAUAAAUUUUGUAUAAUAAACUUUCUCAAAGA
Molecule: messenger RNA, 3706 nt
Organism: Procambarus clarkii (red swamp crayfish)
Lineage: Eukaryota; Metazoa; Arthropoda; Malacostraca; Decapoda; Cambaridae
Product: Ribonucleoside diphosphate reductase large subunit
Biological process (GO): DNA replication; deoxyribonucleotide biosynthetic process
Cellular component (GO): ribonucleoside-diphosphate reductase complex
Molecular function (GO): ribonucleoside-diphosphate reductase activity, thioredoxin disulfide as acceptor; ATP binding
Source: RefSeq, a predicted model, not a curated record